GUGUGAUGAAGAAUAAAAAAACUGAAGAUGUUAAGAUUGAGAGAAGGGGAGGAGUUGUGAAAAUGAAUGGAAUGAAAUAAAAUAAGGUGAAACGGUUACUGUGAGGACAGAUAGAAGACAAAAGUGCAAGAACUGCAAUGUGGAAAUCAGGAUCUAUAAGAUUUGUUCUGUUGAUGACUCUUCUCUUUGAGAGUGGCAGCUUCUUAACAAUGGAGAGAGGUUUUGAUGUUGACCAUACUAAUGUCACUUCGUGGUGCAGUAUGCCUAAAGCCUGUGAUGAGCAUGGCUUCACCGAUUGGUUCAAAGUGGGCAAAUACUGUGUCAAAUACUUCAACCAACGUGCUAACUUCACUGAAGCCGAGUUCAAGUGUAGGUCCAAAGCCCCUGGUGCACAUCUGGUGUCAGUGCAUAGAAAAAGGGAUAAUAAUGACUUGCUCUGCCUUGUGAAAAAAUUCAACCCAAGAAACCUGCGCUUCUGGCUCGGAGGCUUUGAAUUCUUCAAGUCUGGUAAAUUUUUUUGGCUUGAUGGUUCCUACUGGAAUUAUCAAAUUUGGACACGUGGUGAACCCAACCACAUGUACACCAGUACGGAGGAAUGCGUGGAGAUGAACUGGAAAGAGGUUGGCAGAUGGAACGACGACUCUUGUAGUGUCAAGAAAAACUACAUCUGCGCCUUCAAACGACAAGACAUGCUGAAAGUAGACCAGGAGUAGAUGGAGCAGUUUUAUCUGAGUAUCAUCCCAUAAAACGUUCUGAAUAAAAUGAUUUUCUCUGCAUCAACAAAAAAACUUAAAAUAAAAAUAAAAACAAUUCUUCCUUAAAAUGAUAAUAAAGAACUUUUGCAUUCAAAAUGA
This is a messenger RNA of Rhinichthys klamathensis goyatoka, 854 nucleotides long. RefSeq names its product galactose-specific lectin nattectin-like. NCBI's taxonomy places the organism in Eukaryota, Metazoa, Chordata, Actinopteri, Cypriniformes, Leuciscidae. Bases 138 to 713 code for a protein of 191 amino acids. Gene Ontology annotation, molecular function: signaling receptor activity. The record is from RefSeq and is a predicted model, not a curated record. The transcript is spliced from 6 exons.